GAAGCAAAGAAUCAUCAUCCAAUUGCACAACGUUCUGAAAUUCUCGCCUUCUUUCGAUUCACAGAUUACUCCAUCAGUCUCUAAUUCCUUGAAGCGCUUCCUUGAUAUCAACAAACUCAUAGCUCUCGCCAGCAGCGGAAGAUUGUCGCCAUCGUCUCGCACCGCUCUGUGCAUUGUUAGGAAGAUGAUUCAUUGGGGUGGGGUUACCUGCUGCCUCAGCGCCGCCGCUCUUUAUCUUCUCGGCAGGAGUAGCGGCAGGGACGCUGAAGUUCUCAAAACCGUCACUAGGGUUAACCAGCUCAAGGAGUUAGCGCAAUUGCUAGAAUUAGAUAGCAGCAAGCUCCUGCCUUUCAUUGUGGCAGUGUCUGGAAGAGUUGGCUCCGACACACCUAUCAAGUGCGAGCAUAGUGGCAUACGCGGCGUUAUCGUCGAGGAAACGGCGGAGCAACAUUUUCUGAAGCACAAUGAGACUGGUUCUUGGGUUCAAGAUAGUGCUUUGAUGCUAUCUAUGAGCAAGGAGGUUCCUUGGUUCCUGGAUGAUGGGACAAGUCGUCUGAAUGUAGUGGGAGCUCGUGGUGCAACAGGCUUUGCCUUGACUGUUGGAAGUGAAGUCUUUGAAGAGUCAGGGCGUUCCCUUGUACGGGGAACACUUGAUUAUCUCCAAGGCCUUAAGAUGCUUGGAGUAAAGCGCAUUGAGCGCGUUCUUCCUACUGGAAUGCCUCUAACUGUUGUUGGUGAGGCUGUCAAGGACGAUAUUGGAGAUCUCAGGAUUCAGAAACCUGAAAGAGGGCCUUUCUACGUCUCUCCUAAAUCACUAGAUCAGCUCAUUUCCAAUUUGGGGAAAUGGUCAAGGUGGUACAAGUAUGCCUCCAUGGGUUUAACUGUUUUUGGUGUGUUUCUAAUUACAAAGCAUGUCAUUGAUCAUGUUCUUGAGAGAAGACGCCAUCGAGAGUUACAGAAAAGAGUGCUUGAUGCAGCAGCUAAGAGAGCUGAUGAGACUGAAGGUUCAAACGGGGAGAGCGUAUCAGAUUCUACCAAGAAAGAAGGCGCUGUUCCUGAUCUGUGUGUGAUCUGUCUAGAGCAUAACUACAACGCUGUGUUUGUCCCGUGUGGUCAUAUGUGCUGCUGCACCGCAUGCUCCUCCCACUUGACAAGCUGUCCACUUUGCCGGAGACGCAUAGAUCAGGUGGUUAAGACGUAUCGUCACUGAGCAAACUCAACUCAGAACUCAGAAGCAUUACGUAUCGUCACUGAGCAACCUCAAACUCAGGACUCAGAAGCAUUCUCUACUCGAGUCUGGUCUGUAAAUACCGCAAGAUCAAUCAAAACGUUACAAUUUAGUUUUCGUUAUCCCCUCUUGUUUGAAUACAAGAACAAUACAAUUGAAUUACAUAAAAACAUACGGUGUUUGCAGUAAAUUCGUUUUUAAUUAA
Messenger RNA from Brassica oleracea var. oleracea, 1433 nucleotides. Its product is annotated as mitochondrial ubiquitin ligase activator of NFKB 1. Gene Ontology annotation, biological process: organelle organization; protein ubiquitination. Bases 185 to 1210 code for a protein of 341 amino acids. The transcript has 11 exons. NCBI's taxonomy places the organism in Eukaryota, Viridiplantae, Streptophyta, Magnoliopsida, Brassicales, Brassicaceae. The record is from RefSeq and is a predicted model, not a curated record. Gene Ontology annotation, molecular function: ubiquitin-protein transferase activity.